AUGCGCCCCGAAGUGGAGAUUCCCGAUAGCCCCUCAGACCCUUAUCCAAUAAUAGUUAACAAUGCAGAGGUUGUGCCAGGAUUCGGUAGAGGAUCAUCUGAGAUGGGAAUACCGACGGCAAACGUCCCUAUAGACUUGUCGGAGCAACUCAAGAAUCUAGAAACAGGUGUUUACUUUGGAUUUGUGAGGGUGAUGAGUGAUAGUUCAAAUCAAAACAGGCAGCCACAUCAAGUUUCACGAAUCGACGGAAAGUCAUCAGUUACACUAACUUAUGGAGAGGGGCUCAAGGAAACUGACAGGAAGGUUUUUCCAAUGGUGAUGUCGCUUGGUUGGAAUCCAUAUUUCAAGAACAAGCAGAAAGCUUGUGAGUUACACAUACUUCACAAGUUUGCAACGAGCUUUUAUGGUGCAAGGGUGAACUUCAAUGUUCUUGGCUAUAUACGGCCGGAACUCGACUACACAACACUCGAGGCACUUAUUAAGGACAUUCAGAUAGAUAUUGACACGGCUAAAGAGUACUUGCAGAAGCCAGGGUAUGAAAAAUGGGCUAGGGGAGUGUAG
Messenger RNA from Brettanomyces bruxellensis, 561 nucleotides. RefSeq lists its product as uncharacterized. The record is from RefSeq and is a predicted model, not a curated record. Gene Ontology annotation, cellular component: mitochondrion. Gene Ontology annotation, molecular function: riboflavin kinase activity. The coding region runs from base 1 to 561 and encodes 186 amino acids. The transcript has a single exon. NCBI's taxonomy places the organism in Eukaryota, Fungi, Ascomycota, Pichiomycetes, Pichiales, Pichiaceae. Gene Ontology annotation, biological process: riboflavin biosynthetic process; FMN biosynthetic process.